Molecule: messenger RNA, 1944 nt
Organism: Malassezia vespertilionis
Lineage: Eukaryota; Fungi; Basidiomycota; Malasseziomycetes; Malasseziales; Malasseziaceae
Gene: AVO1
Product: Component of a membrane-bound complex containing the Tor2p kinase
Exons: 2
Coding region: 1-1944 (647 amino acids)
Biological process (GO): TORC2 signaling
Cellular component (GO): plasma membrane; TORC2 complex; cytoplasm
Molecular function (GO): phosphatidylinositol-4,5-bisphosphate binding
Source: RefSeq, a predicted model, not a curated record
AUGUCCUUUGCGCUGGAUACUCGUCUUCGGCUGGACUAUCUGCGUAGCCAGGAUGAUGCAGUUGUUCCGCGCAUCAUUACCAAAAGCUGCGUAGCUAGUGGCCGCCAAGCGUCGGACGUGCUGAACCAGCCGUCGCUGCCCGUUGCGGACGUGUCGAGUGAAGUGGAUGCAGAGUGUUUGAACAGCUCUCCAUUACCGCCAUUGCACAUGGACGGCGUGCGUGCCAUCUUCCACCAGUAUUUUCCCCAAGAACCGUGGCCACUGGACGAAAUGCACGAUAGGAUUUCCUCUUCUCCCACCCGGCCAAGCGAGUCCGAGCUGGAAGAGCUUCCGCUUGCGUACCGGACAGACCCUGGGGCAAUGGCUGUGCGUGCCUCCGGUCGCUCUGCCCUGCGCGAUGCGGAUGGUUUGGAGCACGAGCGCGUGGUGCCCGCCGUGGCAUUCUCUACUCAGACACCUGCGCUGCACAACAUGCAUGCUAGCCCACGAAUCGUCGACGAGAUGGAAGUAGUUUCCAAGCGAGAGCAAGGUGCAGACCUCACAAUGGAGCCACUGUACGGCUCGCUUUUUGCCCCGGCGGCCGCAAGUAUGUCGAGCGCGGCAAGCGCAUCGCACAUGGGACACGCCGGCUCCUUUGCUUCUGGCUUGGAUGCCUUUUCCAGCUCCGUCUCUGGCGAGCCGCUGGAACCAGAGCCGCGGGCGAAGGGCACACCUGACUGGCGGUCGUUUUACAUUCCUGGCUCUUACACUGUCGCCCCGAGCCCCAACGCGUCUCCAUCCGCCCAGCCAGCCCAAGGCGCAUUGCGCACUACAGGCAUGCUCGCAUUUAGCAAAACUUCGAUUGAGCCUGCUCAACGGACGCAUCGCUCGCUCCUCAGCGCGAAGUUGCAGCAUAAUGACGUUGCCGUCGCCCAAACGAGUCAUUCGCUCUCUGCGUACGCGCGCAUCGGCGCGAGCGACAACGACGCAAACGGCGUGCACGUCACGCUAUACUUUCCCGACCAGCAAGGUAGCACACCGUCCGUGCGUGUUUGCGUACAGCAGGAUGCAAGCAUGGAUGAGCUGAUUGGCUACGGGCUAUAUUGCUACGAGGAACGGUUCGGCGAGCCGCCGCGCCAUGGUACAGACCAUAUUGACAUGGCAAAAGCGGAGGCGUGGUCGUUGCGCAUGGUAGAAUGCGGUGUUGUUGACGAGGAUUAUCCUGCCAUCGACCGCUCUUUGACGGUGCGCAAGUUCGGCAAGGAUGCGUUUGCAAUUUGCCCACAGCGCUCUUCGCGUCUUUUGUCCGCUCUCAGCACAAUUCCGCACGCUUCCAGCACCGCGCCCGACUCGGUGCUUUUGCAAAUCAUGGUGGUGCCCACCGCGCGUGGCACAACUAUUGUACGCGUUCCUCGGCAUGCACACGCCGCCGACGUUGUGCGCAUCGUGUGCCACGCAUGUCAUCUCUCGGAGCCGAGCUCGCAUGUCCUAUUUUACCGCGACGUUGGCGACGUUAUCCGCGACGACUGCGCCGUAGCAUCUUUGUUUGGGCGCACCGACUUGGCGCUUGUGGAGCGCGGCUCCCUUUCGCAAGCGCCUGCCGCACCGAAUCCUGGAGCGAAUAGCGAGGUGCAGCAACAGCCCAAGUACCAGAACGCGAUGGAUCUUAUUUCCAACUACAAGGCCUAUUCCGUAAGUCGCCGGCAUCCCAUCUCUGUGGGGCGCCACGAGCGUGUGAUUACCAUCGACGGUGAGUAUAUUCACAUUAUCCGCCCCGCAGAGAAGCAUUUCUUCCACGCGCGCUCCACAUCGUACCACAUUUCUGCCGUCCUGCAGUGCGAUCGAUACCCCCGAUAUCCAAACCAAUUUAAGAUUGUCGUUGCGAGGGACAACCGGCGCGAUACGAAGCGAUACGAUUUCGAGGCGGACGACAAGCAUGCUGCGGGUAUGUACCAACGACACUGA